CUAUGUUUGGAUUGAACAAAUCCAAUUGAGAUUUCAACUUUGAUUCAGUGAUGUAUUUAUAAGAACCACAUCUACUUACAAUCGUAUUCAACCUUCCCAAUACAACAGAAUGGCGACAGCCCGUCAACGCCAGGGAAAUGCCAAAAACACUUUCCACAUUCACGACGACGGAAUAAAGCAGGAAGAGUCAAUGGAGGAAGAGGGUACUGAGAAUGAGGAAUCUAGAGCUGAGGAUGAUGAUGUGCAAGAUGAAGGGUAUUCGGAUGAAUCCGAAGGAAGUGAUGAUGUUGUUGAUGCUGCCACUGCAGAGGACAUUGCGAAAUUCGAAGCAACUUUCAAGGGUAUAAAGGAGCGAUUUCGGCUGAUAAAUCGCAUUGGAGAAGGUAAUCAAGACACCCUUUAUGUUAUGAGACACUCAUUAAUGUGAACCAGGGACAUUUUCUACAGUUUACAAAGCCGAGGAUCUCUUAUAUGAACAUUAUGAUAAUGAUUGGGAUAUUGAAGAGAAAGAGCAUUCCGCAUGGACGUCACCACCUGUGAAGAAGGGAACUGGUGGAAUUCGAGAGGUUCUGGACGAAUACAAUCAACAGCGCCGUAGGCGGAAAUAUGUUGCUAUAAAGAAGAUUUAUGUUACCAGCAGUCCAACCCGAAUCCUCAACGAGCUCGAACUCCUUAAUGAUCUUCGAGGCUGCGAUUUUGUAUGCCCACUCAUUACAGCUUUCAGGCAUACCGAUCAAGUCGUUGCUGUCUUACCAUAUUUCAGACAUACGGAUUUCAGGGCAUAUUUUAGGAAGAUGAAGGUCUCAGAAAUGCAGGUAUACUUCCGGUCACUCUUCACCGCUCUAAAAGCGGUUCAUGCGCAGGGCAUUCUUCAUCGAGAUAUUAAACCAACGAAUUUUCUCUACGAACCGGAGCGAAAAAGGGGUGUACUUGUGGACUUUGGGUUGGCAGAACGAGAAGAGGAAGAUUGCAAAUCAUGCUUGUGUACAAGAGACUAUGACGUACGCAAGAGGAAGUUCGAGCAUAGCGUGGUCAUUCAAAAUUUGCCAUCGGUCGGCUAUCCAAAACAUGACAGUCGGCCAUCGAGGCGGGCAAAUCGUGCUGGAACCCGUGGAUUCCGAGCUCCUGAAGUGCUUUUUAAGUGUCAAGAGCAAAGAACGAAAAUCGACAUUUGGUCUGCUGGGGUCAUACUUUUAACUAUACUUUCAAAACGCUUCCCAUUCUUUAAUUCAGCGGACGAUGUUGAGGCCUUGAUUGAGAUUGCUACCAUAUUCGGGGCCAAGAGAAUGAAAAGUUGCGCUCAACUACAUGGAACGAUUUUCGAGACAAACAUUCCUACUAUUGGUCAGGUUGGAUUCGCACUCGAGAAAAUUGUUUUAUGGUCAACAUGUAGGAAUGGUGCAGGGCCAGAUGGGGCGGAGCAGCCAUUGACUAAGGAAGAGACGUUGGCUGUAGAGUUCUUGGAGCGCUGUUUGGAGCUCAAUCCACACAAGCGUAUCAGUGCGGAAGAUGCCUUAAAUCACCCAUUCCUUUCGGAAGAAACACGACAUGAAUUCAAGGACGAGGAUUAUGAUGAGGACGAAUUAAGUAUGGUUCAAGCCCGAUGAAUGGUGUAUUGGCGUGUUUGGCGUUAUGUGGCGUAUGGUAAAGAGUGUGGUAGAAACAUUCAUUGUGUGUAUAUAUUAGUAUUAUAUGGUUAAUAUCUUGUAUGCCAGUCCCCGAGGUACUAUUACAUA
Molecule: messenger RNA, 1736 nt
Organism: Sclerotinia trifoliorum
Lineage: Eukaryota; Fungi; Ascomycota; Leotiomycetes; Helotiales; Sclerotiniaceae
Source: the annotation of a GenBank genome assembly